AUAACUGAACCCACAAAAAGCACAGGCAGCUAGGCGUACGCAUAUUGAGCCGUAAAACGACGCGGCCUCCUCACCGAUCGACAUCCCUUAUCGUACCUCGAGGGGGAUAAGUCGCCGGAAAGGAGGAGAGGCACCAAGGUCGGAGGCACUUGCUAGGAAAGUUGUUUUCUAACAUUUGACUGCUUGCCAAGCGGUCAUCAACGUCUAGCGAGUACUCUCCGACAGAUCACUUCGAAGAACGUAGGCGUGACGGUGCUGCAGUAUUGCACGAGACACGUUUCGGCGGCCAGGAAAUGAACAAGGGCAAAGUCGGCAUUAUCGGCAGUGGCCUCAUUGGCCGAAGUUGGGCAAUGCUAUUUGCUGGCGCCGGUUACACCGUGGACCUCUUCGAUGUAGACGACAAGAAAGUGGACGAGGCACUCAGCGACAUCGAGGCUCAGCUUGUCAACCUCGAAAAGAAGGGCCUGCUGCGCGGAACGCUGACCUCGAAGCAGCAGCACCAGCUAAUCAAGAAGUGCUCUACCAUGGCCGAGUGCCUCAAAGGCGCUAUUCAUGUGCAGGAAUGUGUCUUCGAGAAUGUAGAACUCAAACAAAAAGUUUUUCUGGAAAUGGACAAGCUGGUGGACGACCACACCGUACUUUGCAGCUCAACAAGCUGCUUUCCUCCAUCAGCAUUCACCAAAGAGAUGAAGCACAGGAGCCAGGCCAUCGUUGGCCAUCCGGUGAAUCCCCCUUACUAUGUCCCACUGGUGGAAAUAGUGCCAGCUCCUUGGACUAGCCCUGACGUUGCCAUCAGGACUCGUGCCCUGAUGAAGGAGAUUGGCCAGAAGCCAGUGUUACUGAAGAAAGAAGUGGAAGGCUUUGUGCUCAACCGAAUUCAGUAUGCCAUCCUAAAUGAAUGCUGGAGACUCAUUCAGGAUGGCGUCGUGGACACUGCCGAUAUGGACACCGUGAUGUCAGAAGGACUUGGCAUGCGCUAUGCAUUUCUUGGGCCCCUGGAGACUGCACACCUUAAUGCCGAGGGGAUGCUGGAGUAUGCCGAGAAGUAUGCAAAAGGCAUUGUGAAAGUGUCCAAGACCUUUGGCCCAGUGCCUACCUACGAUGGCCCAACCCUCACCAAGGUGAAUGCGGAGUUACUGCAGAAAGUGCCCCUCAAGGACCUCCAGAAGAGGCGCCAGUGGAGAGACACAAAGCUGGCUGAACUUGCUAAACUCAAGAAGCAGCCCUAAGCACAUUUACAGCCCUUCAGUUCCUUUGUGCAAAAAACGUGGUGUGAAUUCGCCACUAUUAGGCAUAGUUCAAAGAAAUAUUUUUCAACAUCCUUGUGAAUUUCUUGACAUGAAGACAUGCAAGCUGCAAAUUUAUUUGCUGUCAAACCCACUUAUAACAAUACUGGUUUUAAUACAUUGAAUAUAACAAAUGAGCAGCCAAUGCGCUGUGAAGUUUUGAAUGUGUUCUAUGGUAAAAUAAACUGCUUGCUACAAUGCUCUCAUGCCGGCACGACCAGUUGCAACAAUUACAUGUGCAUACUCGGUGUGCUCGCCAAAAAGGAAAAGAAUGCAAUAUCCUUGGAAAAAAAUAACUCCAGUCCCACCUUAUCACUGACGAAGGCAAGAGACCCAAGAUGGUGUGCCGUGUGGGGGUGCACUGCACGAAGGCAGGUGCGGUGAAGCAGCUCGAGUUUCUUGCAUGUUCUAGAUUUUGCAUUUUCUUUUCGGCACAACACCCAGUAGCCAGAUUUAUUGUCAUAGCCAAUAAUAGGGCAUUGGAAAAUUGCAGUAAGCCGUGUAUUUUACUAUAGAACACACACAAAAGUUCACAGUUCAGCAGCUGUUAAUUGUUACAUCAGCAUAUUGUUAAAACCAGUAAUCUAUAAGUAGGUUUGUUGUACUUCUAAUUAUGUUUGUCCCAUCUGCUUGGUUAUAACAAUGAUAACUUCUUGGUACUUGAUUACUGUUACAAGUGACUGUAGCACUAAGACACCGAGUGAUUUUAUGCCACAAAUGUUGCAUUAAAACUGACACCCCAACUCAGAACUUUAGGUGCCAAUUUACUACACCUGAAGAUGUUUGUGUACGUAUGUCUUCUGAGCACACAUAGCAAGGGAACAGGUUUCUGGCACUUAAAAACACGGCGAGGGCAUGCAUAGGAGGGGCGUUCACCCUAUGGCACAAAGAUUCUAGGAUUACACUGAGAUAAUGUGUUAGAAAUAUUGAUAGUCCCAACAUGCAAUGGGUUCGAGUGAAUAAAUCCACAUGCAAUAAUGUGCGUUGGUGAGCUG
Dermacentor silvarum is the source of this 2281-nucleotide messenger RNA. It is a transcript of the gene Had1, whose product is annotated as lambda-crystallin. Bases 294 to 1229 code for a protein of 311 amino acids. The transcript has 6 exons. The record is from RefSeq and is a predicted model, not a curated record. NCBI's taxonomy places the organism in Eukaryota, Metazoa, Arthropoda, Arachnida, Ixodida, Ixodidae. Gene Ontology annotation, molecular function: NAD+ binding; oxidoreductase activity, acting on the CH-OH group of donors, NAD or NADP as acceptor. Gene Ontology annotation, biological process: fatty acid metabolic process.